Molecule: messenger RNA, 2686 nt
Organism: Phanerochaete carnosa HHB-10118-sp
Lineage: Eukaryota; Fungi; Basidiomycota; Agaricomycetes; Polyporales; Phanerochaetaceae
Exons: 9
Coding region: 57-2402 (781 amino acids)
Biological process (GO): mRNA cis splicing, via spliceosome; maturation of 5S rRNA
Cellular component (GO): U4/U6 x U5 tri-snRNP complex
Source: RefSeq, a predicted model, not a curated record
CGACCGCCACAACACACAUCCCGCCGACCAGAACCUGAGAAUAGAGUCUGCCCAGUAUGUCCAUGGAAGAGAGUAUCAGCUUGGAAGAGACCAACAAAAUCCGUAUAUCCAUCGGUCUUAAGCCACUCACAGAUGACAAAGGUCCCGCGGACGACAAGGAGAAGCAGGCGGAAGAGAACUAUGUUAAACAACGAGAGGCAGAAGCGAAAGCUAAGGGGGCAAAGUACAUCCAGGACAGGAUAGCUAAGGUGAGAAAUAAGCGAGAGCUCCAUGCCAAACUGAAAGGCGCGACUCUCGGUGAUGCCGAAGGCGACGUAGACGAUACCCUGAAAUGGGUCAAACGGAGCAAGAAAAAGGAGAAGGAGCUGGCCAAGAAGCGACAGCAGGAGCUAGAGAGCAUGGACAAGGCCAUUCAAGAGGAAUACACCGAGAAGGAUAUCGUCGGACUCAAGGUCAGCCAUGACUUUGAAGCGAUGGAGGAAGGCGAGGAGCGUAUACUCACCCUCAAAGACAGUCGUGUACUAGAGGAUGAAGAGGACGCCUUGGAGAACGUUGAACUCGCCGAAGAUGAACGGACAAAAAAGAACAACGAGCUCAAGAUCAAGAAACGAGAUUACACUGGCUACGACGACGACGAGUUUGUUGCUGGGAGUGAGGGAAUGAAGCGCUCUCUGCUGUCCAAGUAUGACGAGUUCUUAGAGGGGCCUAAGGAGACGGGCUUUCGCUUGGGUGGUUCAUCAAGCUCUUCGAAUGUGACCGGACAGGUCAAGAAAGUAACCGCGGCUUCAGUUAACAAGACUCUGCUGUCUAUAGAUUAUGAGAAGAAUGUCGAGAUGGUUGACUACCUCAAGGAAGGUGAUGUCGGCUUCAAGAAGCCCAAGACAAAGAAAAAGCGCCCAUCUCGUCGCAUAGCUGAACUAUCAGACGUGGCCGAUAUCAAAGCGGAGAGCGACGAAAUGCAAGUCGAUGAGAAGCCCAUAAUACCACGGCAGCGCAACCUGGACGUAAACUUCAUAGAUGAUGAUGAGCUUCAAGCGGCACUUGCCCGUUCUCGUCGAGCAAAGACGGCAAAACUGAAGAAGCUGUCACCAGAGGACCUCGCCAGGAAAAUUGCUGCGAAGAGGGAGCAGCCAACUUCCGCCAACGGCGAUGCGAUUAAAGUUGAAGACGAGGAGGGGGAGGACAGCGGGCUCGUCUUUGACGAUACCUCUGAAUUCGUUCGUGCUAUCACUUAUAACCCAGUUGCCGUCAAGCAAGAGCCCAAGGCGGAGCCCUCGCUGUCCCGUGCGCGGCCAGAGUCUCGUCAGCCGUCAAUGCCUCCACCGGAUCAAGAUGUCGAAAUGAGUGCAGAAGAGACUGAAGAGGGCGAAGUCGAAGUCAAAGAGGAAGAAGACGACGAGGCUAUGCUUCAUGCUCUGGAGAAUGCCAUCAAAGAACAUGAAAUGAACGAGCAAAAAGAGUUCAACGGCGAAAUCCUUGUGGGCACUGCCUCUGAGCAGACGUUCGCCUCCGGAAUGGCUGCCACUCUCAACAUUCUCCGGUCACAGGGCGUCCUUGCUCAGCCCGGCGCCGAUCAACAGGAGCGCGAACACGUGCAGAAACAGCGCGACUUAUGGCUCGCGAACUACCGACAUCUGCUCGCACAGCGUGACCUCGAGCGUGCCAAGACGCGAGGCGGGAACAAGGACCAAGCUACCCGUGAAUAUGAGAAUCGCCACCGGGAACAGCAGGAGGCGCGGCAGAACUUGGAUGCGUUCAAGGACUAUAAGCCAGACGUGGAGAUCAAGUAUUACGACGAGUUCGGGCGCGAGCUCGCGCCGAAGGAGGCGUGGAAAGCGCUCUCGCACAAGUUCCACGGCAAAGGUUCCGGUCGCAUGAAGACGGAGAAGCGGCUGAAGAAGAUCGCGGAGGAGCGCAAGAAGGAGGCGAUGGCGAGCGGCGACACACCUCUGAGCAUGAACCAGGCAUUCCAGAUGCGCCAGGAGAAGGCCGGCCAGGCGCACUUUGUGCUCUCCGUCGGCAACCGCGGCGCCGUUCCGCAGGCGGCCGAGUUCCUCGAUGCACAGCCGCUGUCGAAGGGCAAGACGGAAAAGAAGAAAGAGAAGAAGAACAAGCAGAAGGCGGAGCCACAGGCGGAUUCGAUCGGCUUCAUCACGCUCCCCGCAAGCGUAUCGUACAACGGCAGCCCUGCGCCUAUGUCGGGUGCUGCAAGCACUAGCGGCGGCUCGCCGGCGCCCCGCCCGGGCUUCUCGCGCAUCUCGUCGAGCAUGGUCGAGGUCGAGGCUUCGAAGGAGGGCACGCCCGUCCCCGCGGACCGCACGAAGGUUGUCAUCGGACUCAACAAGAGGAAGGCAGGCGAAGACCUUGCGGGCACCCCGCCGCCAAAGAGCCAGAGGCGGUGAGCGGGAGCGUUCUGUUUGUUUCGAGGUGCUGUAAGCUGCUUGGACAAUGGUGCUCAUGCGCAUCUUUGGGAAUCGUAUUAUAAUAAUAUACAGUGCGUGUGGUAUCGUAGAUGGUUGGGGAAUGUAAAGCCAAGUGUGGUCAGAGCAUGCCGACGCUCUUGAUAUUGAGGUCUUUCGCAAACGCACAACGGCCCUUGUCGCGUCCAGUCGCGCUCUCAAAUGCCUUUGUAAGUGAAGCUUGGCUCUCGUCAAUCCUACGAAAGGUUCAAAGUAUGGCCAAGCGU